This is a messenger RNA of Salmo salar (Atlantic salmon), 2162 nucleotides long. Its product is annotated as fibroblast growth factor 10. Lineage: Eukaryota; Metazoa; Chordata; Actinopteri; Salmoniformes; Salmonidae. Gene Ontology annotation, molecular function: growth factor activity. The record is from RefSeq and is a predicted model, not a curated record.
GAGAGAGUCCACUCCACACUCAUCCAUGGAGAGAGAAAGAGAGGCGAGAGCAGCGGAGGAUUUCACACUCAAAUGUAUUUUACCUUCUUUGUGAAAUCUGGUUAUCUGUGGAAUGUAUCUGGCAGUAAUGAGCUGUUGAAUGUUUGAGACUUGAGGGAUGAACCUGGAGAAAGUGUUAUAGCAGAACGGUCUUAUACCAGUGGACCUUUCAUUAUUGGAGUAAUCAUCUGAGGAGCUCUGGUUUGGAAUUCAAUUCAGUGGGACAUAGGACAGCUGCUUGAUUUGUCAUUGGAAUACACUAACAGUAUUUGCACUGGUAAAAAAUAAGGUGGGUGUUUUUUGUAUUUAUUUAUCUACCUGGACAUCUGUAUAGGAAGAAACGUGAAAGAGAGGACUCUCAGAUUUGUCACUGGAAUUCAUUGACUUUCAGUAGAGUAACUGCUCUAGCUACCAACAAACAGGAGGAACAGAAGGACAUCUCUUUUUGCGUAGUGACCUGGUAGAAAAGGUAUCAGAUAGCCCCAUUUCCCAGGAGGGCUCCCCUCCCUGCCCUCCCAGCCUCCCCUGUCCCCAGCAGCAUGUCCCAGGCUGUGAGGCUGAUUCCAGUCCUCCCCAAACCACUCUACCAUGAGCACAUGGGCUGCUGGAGGGAGUAAGGCUGCCUCUGCCUGGUCCACCUCUGGGUCUUGGUUUAGGUCUGGCUCUGGGUCCAGGUUUAGGUCUGGUUCUGGGUCUGGGCUAAGGUCUGGCUCCAGCUCCAUCUCUGGGUCCUCCUUUUCCAGCCUGUCACUGUCUCUGCUGCUAGCACUGCUGCUCUCCCUUUCCCUCCCUUUGGUUGUCUGUCAUCAACCUCUCUACAGAGGCAGGAACCAGCCCCACAGCCCCAACAGCACUCUUAGUGCCCCAGUGAACAGUUCCCUGGCUGGGUCCAGGAUUGGAGGAACUGGGCAGACUGGGGAUCCCUUAGGAAGGACAGGGGGUCCACUUGGGAGGCAUGUACGCAGCUACAACCACCUGCAAGGAGAUGUGCGGCGGAGAAAGCUCUUCUCCUUCCAGAAGUUCUUCCUGCGGAUCGAUAAGAAUGGCCGAGUCAACGGAACCAAGAGCAAAGAUGACCCACUCAGUAUUCUGGAGAUUACAUCAGUGGAUGUGGGCGUGGUGGCUAUCAAAGGACUGGGCAGUAACUACUACCUGGCUAUCAGCACCAAGGGAGAGCUGUAUGGAGCGAAAGAGUUUGGCAUUGACUGCACACUGAAGGAACGUAUUGAAGAGAACGGCUAUAACACCUACGCCUCAGCCGAGUGGAGGAACAAGAAGAGACAGAUGUUUGUGGGCCUGAGUGUCCAGGGGAGGCCACUGAGAGGGAAGAAAACACGGAGGAGGAAUACGGCCACACACUUCCUCCCUAUCAUGGUGUGAUGAUGAGGAGCUUUUCACUUCUAAUCUGGACAGAGAGCAUCUGAACUAAAAUACAUAUUUUGUCUAAGGAAGUUACUUAACUGCGCAGAUGCUGCCUCCCACUGGGCACGGACGUCAAUUCAACGUAUAUUCCACGUUGGUUCAAUGUGAUUUCAUUGAAAUUACGUGGAACAACGUUGAUUCAACCAGCUGUGCCCAGUGGGCUGCUUCUCACUUGGCUUGAGAUAGUUUAUUGGUUUGGGGGAUGGACAGUGUUUUCUGUGGCACUGGGUGAAAUAUAAACUCUAUUCUGUGCCAAAUCAUUGGAAGGAGAUGGACUGAAGGAGGACGUGACAUGGGGGGGACAAAGUAGGAGGCUGUUUCACACAUCAAGUGGAUGAACUGAGGAAACACUGGUUUUGGGUGUACAAAACACUUGUUACAAACUGUUAUUCGCGGUUCUCAAUCGCAUUUCAAUAAUCUGAACAGGUUUGGAAAUCAGGAAGAAGGGCUAACAGAUCAUUAAAUGCGAAAACAGCAAUAAACUCUUGAGCAAGAUCUUAGUGCUCAUUUUAAGCCUGAAACCAUAACAAAAGUGAAUAUAUAAUGUAUACUUAACCACUGAGUUCUGACUGUGUUGAAGCAAAUUAUUUAUUUUGUGUAAUAUUUAACUGGAGGUGGAAAGAAGGUGAACAUUUAUUUGCAUUCUUUUACACCUUUAAUGUCUAGAAGAGAAAAUAAAACGAGACGUUUCCUCCUCUGUA